This is a messenger RNA of Cottoperca gobio, 3914 nucleotides long. It is a transcript of the gene fscn1a, whose product is annotated as fascin actin-bundling protein 1a. NCBI's taxonomy places the organism in Eukaryota, Metazoa, Chordata, Actinopteri, Perciformes, Bovichtidae. Gene Ontology annotation, biological process: actin filament bundle assembly; cell migration; establishment or maintenance of cell polarity. Gene Ontology annotation, cellular component: microvillus; cell projection membrane; growth cone. Gene Ontology annotation, molecular function: actin filament binding; protein-macromolecule adaptor activity. The record is from RefSeq and is a predicted model, not a curated record. The coding region runs from base 229 to 1725 and encodes 498 amino acids. The transcript is spliced from 5 exons.
GACGGGCUCGCGCUGCUGAGACAGGCAGAGCACUGAGGACCGGUGGCGCGCGCUCACAGACUCCCUCUCAGCCACACACACACACACUCCCCAAACAAAGAAAAGCACGCGAGGCAGCACAGCAUCCCAACCCUUUCAGCCGCGAGCUCACUAGCAGAACCGCCCCCCCCCUUCAUCCCUCUCACACAGAACCGGUCCGGACCGAGGCUCGAGCGCACAGAACCGACAAUGACAACUAACGGCGCGACUAACGGAACCAGCGACAUGCUGCAGAUCCAGUUCGGUCUCAUCAACUGCGGGAACAAAUACCUCACGGCAGAGAUCUUCGGCUUCAAAAUCAACGCCUCUGCCUCGAGCAUGAAGAAGAAGCAGAUCUGGACCCUGGAGCAGAGCGGCGACGACUCCAGCGGGAAUGUGUUCCACCUCAAAUCACAUCUGGGCCGGUACAUCGCCGCUGAUAAGGACGGGAACGUCACUGGGGACAGUGAGACCCCGGGCUCGGAGUGCCGGUUCGUCAUCACCGCGCAUGAUGACGGCCGCUGGUCCCUGCAGUCGGAACCGCAUGGCCGCUACCUGGGCGGCACCGAGGACCGGAUCAUCUGCUUCGCCCAGACGGCCUCUGUGGCGGAGAAAUGGAGCGUGCACAUCGCCAUGCACCCGCAGGUGAACAUCUUCAGCAUGACGCGCAAGCGGUACGCGCACCUGAGCGGCAAGGUGGACGAAAUUGCCAUCGACCGGGACGUCCCGUGGGGGGUGGACUCCAUGAUCACGCUGGUGUUCCGCGAGCAGCGCUACCACCUGCAGACCUCCGACAACCGCUUCCUGAGGAACGACGGCGCGCUGCUCGCCACCACGGACAAGACCACGGGCUACACGCUGGAGUUCCGCUCCGGCAAGGUGGCGUUCAGGGACUGUAGCGGCAGGUACCUCGCGCCCUCGGGGCCCUCCGGUACCAUGAAGUCUGGGAAGAGCGCGCGCGUGGGCAAGGACGAGCUGUUCGUGCUGGAGCAGAGCCACCCGCAGGUUGUGCUCACCGCUGCCAACGAGAGGAACGUCUCUACCCGGCAAGGUAUGGACCUGUCAGCCAAUCAGGACGAGGAGGGCGACCAGGAAGUGUUCCAGGUGGAGAUUUGUCGCGAAAACCGGAAGUGCGCAUUCCGGACUGCCGCCGGGAAAUACUGGACCUUGACUGCUAAUGGCGGUCUGCAGUGCACCGCCUCCACCAAGUCGGCUAACUGCUACUUUGACAUUGAGUGGCGUGGGAAGAGGCUGACUCUCAGGGCUGCUAAUGGGAAAUAUGUCGCCGCCAAGAAAAACGGCCAGCUAGCAGCAACCAUCGACUCUGCCGGUGAGUCCGAGGAGUUCCUCAUGAAGCUGAUUAACCGCCCGAUCAUCGUGCUGCGCGGGGAGCACGGCUUCAUCGGCUGCAGGAAGGUGACGGGGACGCUGGACUCCAACCGCUCAACCUACGACUACUUCACCCUGGAGUUCAGGGACGGAGCGUACAGCCUGCAAGACUCCACGGGUAAAUACUGGAUGGCUGGUAACGAGCAAUCGGUGGUGAGCAGCAGCGACACGCCCGUCGACUUCCUCUUCGAGUUCUGUGACUACAACAAGCUGGCCAUCCGCCACGCCGCUGACAGCAAGUACCUCCGCGGCGACCACGCCGGGGUGCUGAAGGCCAACGCCGACGACCUGGAGACUGCCACACUGUGGGAGUACUGAGGGAAGCGGGGGGAUGCGGUCGCCCGCUGUUGCGAUGCUGAUGAAUGAAUGAAGUGUGGCGACGCAGCACAACCCACCCAUACGUCUACCUACCCCCCACUCCCCCCUCCCCUCCUUAUAUUAUGAUACUUAUGACUUUAUAUGUUGAUAAACUGCACAGAGAGAACAGGGAGGAAGGAGACACUCCUUUCCCUCCGUCCUCCCUUUCCUUCCCUUUCCCAGCUCUGCUCUGCAGCGCCAACCUUUAUCUGUUGCCAUAGUUACCGUGGGGGCUGUGCACUUUUUUCUGCUCCGAUCUGGUUCGCUGCUCGACCUGUCACUCACCCCUUCCUCGCCUUACGAUUGGGCCGUCCCUCUCUGCCAGAGCCGCGUUUCAAAGAGCCCCCUCCUCUCAGAGUUAACCCCCUCUUCUUUCUACUCGUCUCUAACGGUGGCAGUAUCUAUGCUACCUGACCGCGGCCGCUAGCUCUGUUUCCUGAUCUAAUCUCCCAAAAACAGAUCCACCAGCGGAUGAAAUCUGCUUCCUGUUAGCUGGAUGCACACGAUGGCGACGGUGGGUCUGUUUUUGUGCGGUUGCGUCGUGUAGAAGCAGAUUUUGUGGCCGAGGUAUGUUUUGUUUUCAUGAGCCUCUGUGAUGACUGUGAUAUAACUGGAGUGGAUCUGAUGAUAAAGAUAUCGAAGAUGAUGUAACUGACCGGUACCCCCCCCCCCCCCCCCAACGUAUUCAUCUCAACUGUAAAAUAACUACGUGUAAACCAGUUUCCUGUGUUGUUCUCUAGCUGUGUUCUCAUUGGUUGCCAGGGCUUGUACCGGACCAAACGGGAUGUAGGAAGUUAAAACACUUACCCCCCCCUCCCCCCACACACACACACACACACUAAACCUAUUGUCCUGAAAACAAUAUAAAGAAAUUAAGAAUAGAAGCGGUGCGGUCACGUACUGUAUGUUUACUGCACUCUCCUGUAUUACUGGAAGAAGAAAAGCUCUGACACACAGCUGGAUUUCUUUUUCUAUGUCCAAGGCACAGACAUUAUCAUGGAUACAGUAGGUAGCCAUAGCAACUGGAGUGAAAUGAUUUAUAGACUCUUUUGAUGAAAGCUGCUUUUUGAAUCCCUCAGCCCAACCUAGACCUCAGCCUUAAUCUAGACCCAACCUUUGGUGCUGGAUUAACAAACCGUCAUCUCACACACACACACACACACACACACACACACACCUGGAACCUGGUGCUACUGUUGUAAUAACUCGUGACCUGUUCAUAAAUGUGACGGUCCUGUCGAGCAUCUCGCACUGUCUGGACCAACAGAUGGUGAGUUUCCCCCCGCCCCUGCACCUGAGAGCCUUGCCACAUAACAGACGGGCUGUAAGGGCGCCCUUAAUAACCCAAAUCUGCUGCUGCUUUAGUUUUAAUGUCCGUCUGAAGCAUCAUGGCAGCCUUCACAAUGAGAUGUGACCAAAUAGUUUUUGUUGGAUUUUUCUGUUCCCGACUCGUCAGUGAAGGGAUAAGUUAUAAAAAAAAGAAAGAAAAGAAGCAGACUUUGAAUUUGUCGUCUCUUUAACUGAAGCGUCUGUUAUGCAGCUGUGUAGCACAAAGCCCCCUCUUUGAGUCUCUGCCCUUCUGCUUUCUCCAUAACAUAUUAAUGGUUUCUAUCUACGGAUUCUUUACAAUACAGCAAAGAUUAUUGUGGCACUGGGCCCUAAAUGAUUGGGCUCUUCCACCAUCCUCCUCAUCAUCACCUUCAUCAAGCAUUCCUCUGAUGUGCAUCAGUCUGGAAAACCAAUCAUUGUAGCCCCAUGAAAUGAUACAUGAUUGUAGCCAGCUCCUCAACAACACCGUUUAAUUUUCACUGAAGUUUUCGAGAGUUGUUUUGCGUGAAGGGUUGAGAAUCUCAAGCGACUAAAAGGAGCGGUUGUCCUCGGAGAAACCUGCGUCUCCAAGGUAACCAAGACCAAGGCUUAGACGGACGAUGUGGAAGGUAAACGUGUGGUAAUGACUGUGCCUUACUCUAGAGUUUUUGGGCAGUAGAAAAAAAAUAGAAUCCACUUUUUUGCUUUGUAUAACUGGAACUUCUUUUUGUAUUAUUAUUUUGUAUAAUUCUUUUGAUAUUGUGGAUUAACCUCUCUCGUGCCAUUGGUUCACCUGAAAUCCAACAACCAAUAAAACUGGGAUUUGGAACGCUACAAGUCUU